Molecule: messenger RNA, 250 nt
Organism: Drosophila simulans
Lineage: Eukaryota; Metazoa; Arthropoda; Insecta; Diptera; Drosophilidae
Exons: 1
Coding region: 1-189 (62 amino acids)
Source: RefSeq, a predicted model, not a curated record
AUGGGUGUGAGGCGUAGUAUGCCAGUGAACUGUGCCAACAAGGACUGCCUGGGUCUCCGUAAGCGUGUCUGUGGUCUGCAUCAAACCUGGAAGUGGCUGCAUCAGACGCCCGCCCUGCACGAAUACCUCAUCUCGGCCAGCUCCGUGGCUGCAAACACAUCCCGAGCCACUAAGAACGCCACAGUCUAAAGUCCAGAGCGACCAAAGCCAUUUAAAGACCAAAACGAAUACAUAGCGUAGAUAGUAGACC